This is a messenger RNA of Culex quinquefasciatus (southern house mosquito), 1572 nucleotides long. RefSeq names its product isocitrate dehydrogenase [NADP] cytoplasmic (gene Idh). The coding region runs from base 164 to 1393 and encodes 409 amino acids. The record is from RefSeq and is a predicted model, not a curated record. NCBI's taxonomy places the organism in Eukaryota, Metazoa, Arthropoda, Insecta, Diptera, Culicidae. The transcript is spliced from 2 exons. Gene Ontology annotation, biological process: isocitrate metabolic process. Gene Ontology annotation, molecular function: NAD binding; isocitrate dehydrogenase (NADP+) activity; magnesium ion binding. Gene Ontology annotation, cellular component: mitochondrion; cytosol; peroxisome.
GAGUUUUUGAAGAGGUCGUAAGUGCCCAAGUCCAGUCAGUGCUUAGAUUCCGUCGAGUGCAGUCGUGUCCAGUGUGCGGUGUGAGAUCUCCCUUCCCGAAAGAAAAGCCGGACGUUAAUUAGCUACUUCCCAGCGCAACCCAAGAAAAGAAAACAGCUUCAUCAUGGCGCAAAAGAUCAAGGCCGGUCCCGUCGUCGACAUCCUGGGUGACGAGAUGACCCGCAUCAUCUGGGACUCGAUCAAGGAGAAGCUGAUCCUGCCCUUCCUGGACAUUGAGCUGCACACGUUCGAUCUGGGCAUCGAGCACCGGGACAAGACCGAAGAUCAGGUCACGGUCGACUGUGCCGAGGCGAUCAAGAAGUACAACGUGGGCAUCAAGUGCGCCACCAUCACGCCGGACGAGGCCCGCGUCGAGGAGUUCAAGCUGAAGCAGAUGUGGCGCUCGCCGAACGGAACCAUCCGUAACAUCCUGGGUGGAACCGUGUUCCGUGAGGCCAUCAUCUGCAAGAACGUCCCGCGGUUGGUGCCCGGCUGGGAGAAGCCCAUCGUCAUCGGCCGUCACGCGCACGGUGAUCAGUACAAGGCCACGGACUUUGUCGUUCCCGGUGCCGGUACUCUGGAGCUGAAGUUUACCCCGAGCUCGGGUGGCGAACCCAUCAGCUACGUUGUCAACCAGUACAAGGGACCGGGAGUGGCCAUGGCCAUGUACAAUCUCGAUGACUCCAUCAGGGACUUUGCUCACUCGUCGUUCAAGGUCGCCCUCGAUCGCAAGUUCCCGCUGUACCUGAGCACCAAGAACACCAUCCUGAAGAAGUACGACGGACGCUUCAAGGACAUUUUCCAGGAAAUCUACGAAGCCGAUUACAAGAAGCAGUACGAGGCCGCCGGAAUCUGGUACGAGCACCGUCUGAUCGACGACAUGGUGGCUUACUGCAUGAAGGCCGAGGGAGGAUUCGUGUGGGCCUGCAAGAACUACGACGGUGACGUCCAGUCGGACACCGUUGCCCAAGGUUUCGGUUCGCUUGGUCUGAUGACCUCCGUGCUGGUGUGCCCGGACGGUAAGACCGUUGAGGCGGAAGCCGCCCACGGAACCGUCACCCGUCACUACCGUCAGUACCAGCAGGGCAAAGAAACCUCCACGAACCCGAUCGCGUCGAUCUUCGCGUGGACCCGCGGCCUUCUGCACCGUGCCAAGCUGGACAACAAUGCCGAGCUGAAGAAGUUUGCCGAAACGCUGGAGAAGGUCUGCAUCGACACGAUCGAGUCGGGCUUCAUGACCAAGGAUCUGGCCAUUUGCAUCAAGGGAAUGUCCGGCGUGCAGCGCUCCGACUACUUGGAGACCUUUGAGUUCAUGACCAAGCUCGGGGAUAAUUUGAAGGCGGCUCUGGCCUAAGUCUGCAGCGUCGGCGGCGGCACAACACUACGGUUCCGUUUUUGGGGGCAUUUAUCGUACGUUUGUAUUCUAGGGUAAGCGGGAUUGAAUUACUCUGAGUGGAAGUCCUUUCUUGUAAUUGUGAGAUUGUCUCAGAUAACUUUGGAAAUUGAAAUAAACACGUUUAUACUGAAAUUUAA